Setaria italica (foxtail millet) is the source of this 1053-nucleotide messenger RNA. Its product is annotated as vegetative cell wall protein gp1-like. The transcript is spliced from 3 exons. Lineage: Eukaryota; Viridiplantae; Streptophyta; Magnoliopsida; Poales; Poaceae. Bases 1 to 1053 code for a protein of 350 amino acids. The record is from RefSeq and is a predicted model, not a curated record.
AUGGCCGUCGCCGCCGCGGCUGCUCCGCUGCUCCUCCCCAUCCCGACCGCUCGCAGCUUGCCCGCCGCCUUGCUCCCCACCCCGCCGCCGACCGGCCGCCUCAUCCCCUCCCCGGAUUCCCCCGCGCCGCCGAUCCAUCGCUUGUCCCCCUCGCCCGCUUACAUCCCGCCGUGCCGCCGCCUCGCCGCUUGUUCGCCUUAUUCCCCCCGCGCCGGCGGCGCCCAACCUCGCCCCCUCGCCCGCUCUCGCCACACCUUCCGCGCGCACUUCCCCCGCGCCGCCGAUCCAUGCCCGCUCGGCCCCGUACGUCCCGCCGUGCCGCCGCCUCGCGGCUUGCUCGCCCGAUUCCACCGCGCCGUCGGCGCCCCGCCUCGCCCCCUCACCCGCUCCCGCCACGGCUUCUGCGCGCAGUUCGCCCGCUGUGAUCCCCACCCCGCCGCUAACCCCCCGCCUCAUCGCCUCUCCUGCUUCCCCCGCGCCGCCGAUCCAUGCCCGCUCGGCCCCGUACUUCGCCCGCCGCUGACCCGCCGCCUAUUCGCCUCUCCGGCUUCCCCCGCGCCGCCGAUCCAUCGCUUGCCCCCCUCGCUGGUGUACGUCCCGCCAUCCCGCCGCCUCGCGGCUUGCUCGCCGGAUUCCCCCGCGCCGUCGGCGCCCCACCUCGCCCCCUCACCCGCUCCCGCCGCUCCUUCUGCGUCCAACCCGGGCCGCACGUCCGCCAGCAAAAGCUGGUUCCGGGACAAGGCGGCCCGUGCCGAUCGUGCGCUGCCGUCCUCACUGGAGAGGAAUGCCAAUCUUGCGCUGCCGUCCUUGCCGAAGAGGAUCAAGGGGUUCAAGGUCCCCGGCCGUGUCUCGCUCAGCUGGGUGAAGGAUAGGGUCGCUGGCUCCGAUGUGCUGGCGAACAGCGGUUGUCGCAAGCGGAAUUUGACGUCGCCUGCUGAUAACAUCGGUAAGAAAAUGAGGUAUGAAUCUCCACCUUCGUCAGAGGACUCCGGCUCUGAUUCAGAGCUGGAGUUCUACGCCGGUCCAGCGUUUCGUUUGACUAGUUUAGGUUAG